Messenger RNA from Pichia kudriavzevii, 3408 nucleotides. RefSeq lists its product as uncharacterized. NCBI's taxonomy places the organism in Eukaryota, Fungi, Ascomycota, Pichiomycetes, Pichiales, Pichiaceae. The coding region runs from base 1 to 3408 and encodes 1135 amino acids. The transcript has a single exon. The record is from RefSeq and is a predicted model, not a curated record.
AUGAAUUCGAUGUUCCCACAUAUAGAACCUUCGUCUCACCUGUUGUCUCCAGCGUCAUCAGCACACAUGCUAGAUACGGGUUCGCCAAUCGUUGCCCCGCUACUUCGUUUUAUCACAAACAACCCUCUGAAAGCCAUUCUAUAUCCUUGCAUAUUAUCAUUAAUCUUUGCAUUUCCUUUAUUAAAUAAUAUACCUGUCCUUCCUCAAGACCUAUUAUUGAAUACAAUUUUCCCACCCACACGAAAUCAACCUUCUGUGAGCUGGUUGGAGGAUGGUGGUGCGCAUAAACUGAAUUUAGUUGAGGUGAAAUUGUUCAACGAUCAAAGCCUUCAUAUGGACGUUGUUGAUUUUCAGGAAACACUACUCAAGGGUAUCUAUAAUGACACAGUUGUUUAUUCCCCAACAACGUAUACCAGCAUUGGCAAUUUUACGUUGCUUGAGGAAAACUCAAAUUUCACAGUCAUGAAGUUUCUAGUUUAUAAUUCAUUUCAUGAUAUCACCUCUAUUCUAUUUGAUAAUAUAAGAAUUGCCAAAGAGAAAUACCCCCUAGAUCUAGAAUUGAGAUUCCCUUCAUUAUUGCAUGCACAUUUCAGUGAUGAUGGAAGUUUCAGUUUUGUCAGGUUUUUUUUCCAGAUUAUAUUGGCACCGUUGGUAAUAUGGUAUCUGGCUAAAAAUUUUUCUGAGCUAAGUAUUAGCUCGAAAUUUAACAUUGGAUUGGCAUCACUAGGGCAGGCACUUCUAGUCACCUUUUCAUCAUUAUCAAUUGUUAGCAUAUAUGGACUCGAAUUAUUACAAAUUCCACCUUUGGUAUUGUCAAUUUGUCCAUUGUUCCUCAUUUUGAAAGAUCUGAGGUGUGUUUCGUUGAAUGUGAAGUACGGGAUUUCUUUUCAAAGCUUGUGCAAGAAUAUACUGGCGGAGUGCUUGCCAUCUUCAAUAAUUAGUCACGUGUCUUUAAUUGCGAUUUCUCUCAUUGAACUUAUGUUCUCGCUGAAAUCAUCCAAACUUAUGGCUCAACUUGCAAUUUUUGUAAUCAUGGAGUGUAUUAUGAAUUUCAUUUUGACAAAUACUUUUUUGGUCACUAUUUGCAUCAAUGAAUUGAUUAAAACCAAUCAAUUUGACUCUUCACCAAAUAAAGGGAAUAAGGUUUUCCCAUACUUGAUUGCAGCAUUAUUUUCAGGAUUGCAAUUAGUCUCUACCGUUACACCAAACGUCAUUUUACGAAAUAUACAUUCGCUAUUAUAUAUAAACAAACGUGGGUUUGUUUUUGACUUGAAUUCUUAUAAUCCUUUUUCUCGUACACUACUAAGUCCUGUGAUCUUCAUGAAUAUGGAUGGUUUCCAAUAUUAUAUCCCGUUGAAGGAGGAUUCAAAAAUGAGUAUUGACAUCUUUUUCAUCCUAGAAUUCCUAAUUUUUUUGGUAUUUUGCAUAUCUUCUCUUUGCAUCAUUUUAAAGAUUACAAUCUCAGACUUCAAGACCCCGUUGCUAGCAAAAUAUCCAACUGAUAUAUCGUCUUCACCAAAUAAAACAGGUUCUUCCAAACAUUAUUUAAAUUCAAAAGAUCUAGUUGAUGGACAUGUGCUCGAUAUUGUUAAAUUAGGCACUUCCUCAUGUCCUUUUAUUGUAUCCGUCGCUAUAGAUCAUAAGAUCUUAGUUUGGUCUCCCUUGAAGAAUCCUAUCCCUGAACCUACAUUGCUACCAAUAGAUAGUCGAUUUUUACCGGUCACUGAAGUUUCGAUGUCUGAUUCAGGUUCCUUAAUCAUGGUGUUCAGUAGAUUAGGUCACAUUAAGUGCUGGUCAAGAUUGACCAUGUCAUGGAUUUGGGAUAUUCAUCUAGAUAUGUUGGAAAAUGAUACGCCUCUAGAAUCUUUUUUUAGAAGAAGAACGCAAGUUUCCAACGGUCGUCGAAAAUUAGCUAGUAGAAGCGCCAAAUCCAAGGAGAAGCCAGCAUCCAUAAUCAACCCUAAUGCUGAUGAAGCAACUAAUCUGCGACCGGGGAGAUCAAUGUCACUUGACUCAAACUUUGACAAUUCAGUUAAUUUAAGAAAACUCACCCUUAAUAGUGAUAUGGAAUUCAUUAUUGUGCUGAAAAAUGGUACUAUGUACACCAUCAAUUGUACAAACGGUGAAUUGGAACAAACAACAUUGUGCAGUUCUUCACUUAUAUGUGCAAAGAAAUUAGUAUCACCACGUGUCAACGAUCGUAUUGUAGCGAUUAAAGAGAACGGCGAGUUGCUUGUUUCCACAGCAGUCAAUAAUAAAUGGAGAUCAAGGCCCGUUAAGAUAGACACUGAAACUUAUAAUAAGGGAAGGAGCUUACUAACCCCAGCAGCUUUAUCAAAAGAAUUCGAACUAUCAAAAACUAAUAACAAUAGCAAAAAGGUUGAUUUUGAUCUUGCUGAUUCUUCCGCUUGCUUUGACAAUAUAGUUAUGGAAACUGUUCCGUUUGUUGGUAUGAUUGUUCAGGCAUAUGGAAGUAAAUCCCAAUUGGUGGAUGUUCAGACCGGGACGGUUUUAAAGGAGUGGAAAAUAGGUAGAUUCAAACCUACAAGCUUCAAAGUUUUCCAUCCUGAACCUUCGCACUGUAGAUUUUGUGGUUGUGCAUCUGUACCAAGUUUCAGCGUUGCAUAUACGGAAUUAGACACGAAUUAUUUGAUACUGCAUACCUUUUCGAUUGACAACAGAGCUAAAAAUAACAUAUGUCUUAGAGUUGAAAGAGAUUCAAGGGAGACUAGAUGCCUUGGUUUUGCUAGUGUGACGGAGCACCAACAUGCGUUGAGUAAUGUGGAAGGUUGGUGUUCUACCGAUUUAAAUAUGUUAAUCGGUGUUAGAAAAAAGGACACUGUCCAUGAUUUGGAAAUCAUAAAAUAUGCAGCUAUAAACGAAGAUGAAAUAGAGAGCACGGGCAUUGAACUAAAUGGUGCUAGGGGAAGCAUACUUGAUUCGUCUCAAAUUGGAUUAAGGAAACGACAUAAUAGACUCACUCAAUCAUCUGUGGUUUCAGACAAUGGGUGUAUGAAAGAUAUUAAACAGGAUGACGAAAUUAAAGAAAGAAGGAGGUUAAGUGAUAUAUGGGAAGGAUGGACAAUGACGGCCCGUGGUAAUGUUAAGUUUUACGAGAUUCCGGAUGGAGAGGAUACUGGACUUCUAAUAAAAAAGUUGGGGCCUGUCCGUAAAUUCGGUCAUAAAUCCAUCGUUGUUUGUUUUGGUAAUAUCAUGAAGGUCUUGUAUCUGGGAAAUGACAAUCUUAUAGAAGAGGAUGAAUGUGAUGCAGAAACUGCUUCUCCCUACCAAAACACGAAUAGUUUGAGCUUUAUUAAUCGUCGUCGGAAACUGCGUAUGAAAAAGUACGAUUUGACUCAUUCUACUAACUUUGAAGAUUCUACGAAAUGUCAACCAUGCAAUGUAUAA